Molecule: messenger RNA, 1605 nt
Organism: Aedes aegypti (yellow fever mosquito)
Lineage: Eukaryota; Metazoa; Arthropoda; Insecta; Diptera; Culicidae
Exons: 5
Coding region: 434-1360 (308 amino acids)
Source: RefSeq, a predicted model, not a curated record
GGAUCAAAUCCUUGAAGUAGCAUUUUGAACCACUUUCCCCUACUAUCACUUUCUGACGUGCUGCUUCUAUGUUGCAGGAAGCAGGUAAUAUGCGCCACCAGGGAAGAAUCUGUAUUUUUGAAUCGAAGACCGGACAGAUCGUGUCCUUAGUACAAGCAUUAUGAAAAAAAGCUUGCUUGUUAUACACAGCACGUGCGUGGUGGUUGUAGGCGCGAUCGCUCCUGAGUUAAACCAACAACUUACCUACAGUACCUGCUCCACACACCACCCCAACUGCUUUGAAAAGGAACAAAAAGAUAAUCUGCAGAAAGGGAAAAGGUCCAAACAAUAUAGCUUGCCGGAUGCAGAAGAGAUCAGUUCUCAUCGGACUAGCGAUAAGAUAACAACGGCUAGUUUUUUGUCUUUUAUCGAAAAGAAUAAUUGAAAACCAAUUAUGUCGACGACAAAAGUGCUAAGAUCAACUGUUAAUAAUUUGGUUUUUGAAGGUAUUAAAUUUCCGUUAGAUGAUCUCGAUAAUAGUGCUCGCACUUGCAACUGCUCUCGACGAGCUGAUCUUCUGUUGAUGAUCUUCCGAUUCCUUUGCUACAUCUGCUACAAUUUGUUUCGAGGUGCUCUAUGGCAGUAUCUAAUGGUUUUGGAAACAGUGCAACGUUGUAAUCUAAAGAGAAGUUAUCACACCCGAGAUGAACUGCCAGAAGUGUCCUGUGGCGAUGCAGACCAGGACAGUGAAGAUGAGAUAUUAGACGACGAAAAAGAAGAGAAUAUGAACGAUAUGUACUACGACGAUUCGUGGAUUGAAACAGACGAUUAUUCUCUGACUGAUAUGGAAAUAACUCAUGCUUAUUCGUCAUUUGUUGAGGAUAGUGGUAUAAACUCAUCGAGUGAUACUGUGGAUGAAAAUGUACUAUUUGUCACCUAUUUGGACAGCGAGGACAACUCUGAUUAUAGAGACGACGAUUUCAAUGGUGUUUCACAGAAUAUCAGCGAUAUUGAUCCCUUAGAACUUGUUCUGUGUCAAUUCGAGAUCGAUUGGGAUGCUCCGUUUUGCGAUCAGGCCCAUAAGAAGGAAAUCGAAGAAGAGUUAUUUUAUGAGGAGGAGGAAUUUUUCAUCGAUGACGAUUGCGUAGAUUGGGAGGCAGAUGAAUUUGAUUUUUGGACUGAGGAAUAUCUACAUGCACUGCCGUCAAAUCACACAUUAGCGGAAAACUCAAAAGCUUAUAGUAGCGCAGUUGAAAGCUUUAUAUCAACGCCAUUCACCCUCGAAAAGAAGACCAAUGGGUUAUCGUUACUCGAUGAUGACGUUUUAGCAGCGAUUACUGGCGUGCCAAAUUCACGAACUGUCAAUACCAAGCAUAAUUAAAGUAAGCGCUAAACAAAAUGAAAUUAUUAAUAAGACUAGCAUAGUUUAUUAAAUAAUGGGUUUGAUUGUAUAUAUUAUAGAGUAAAGCUUAUUAGUGUUAUACACUUUUUAAAAUUGUGAUUAUUAAUAUGAUAAUAGGUUUAUCAUACGGAAAGUGAUAAGAGUAUAAAUGAAAAACAUACAAAUUUUAAAAGAUGUAUAUGAAAUAUGUAAUAAUUUUUUUAAAUAUAUAUGUUGCGUAGGUU